Messenger RNA from Eleginops maclovinus (Patagonian blennie), 3868 nucleotides. RefSeq names its product proline-rich coiled-coil 1 (gene prrc1). The record is from RefSeq and is a predicted model, not a curated record. NCBI's taxonomy places the organism in Eukaryota, Metazoa, Chordata, Actinopteri, Perciformes, Eleginopidae. Bases 116 to 1423 code for a protein of 435 amino acids. Gene Ontology annotation, biological process: activation of protein kinase A activity. Gene Ontology annotation, cellular component: cytoplasm. Gene Ontology annotation, molecular function: protein kinase A regulatory subunit binding. The transcript has 9 exons.
GGAGGAGUUACGAUGGAGCAGACGUGGCAACACAUGACGUCAUCAAAGAGGGUCGCCGGGUUGUUCAUGGGUGUUGUGCUGAGCUAUUGGAGCUAGCAGGAUUAAAGCAGAGAAGAUGAUGGAAGAAAGUGGGAUUGAGACGACGCCUCCUGCCAGCCCUACGCCUCCUCUGAUUGUGGCUACCACUGUCAGCGGCCCCCCGAUGAGCGUCGGUCUGUCCAGCCCCAUGUCCCACCCUGGCACCAACACCUUCUCCCCCCAUCUCCCCGCUGUUCCAUCCUCCAUUCCUGCCUUCAGCAGCCCUAUGGCGUCCCACCCCUCCCUGUCCUCCCCGUUCCCCCCUCCCUCCAGGCUCUCCUCGCCUUAUACAAGCAGCUCUCCGUUUCCUCCGUCCGCCGCCCCAUCUUUUCCUCCCCUGUCCUCCCCCAUGGCACCACCGCCGGCCCUUUCGGCUCCCAGCAUGUCGGCUCCCCCUGUGGGCCCGCCGGUCUCCAACUACUCCAUGAGUGCGGGGUAUGACAUCACACGGGGGCACGCCGGGCGGACGCCACAGACGCCGCUGAUGCCCACAUUCUCCAGUCCCUCGGCCAUGUCAGGUGUGGGGCCGAACCCCAUGGUCCAGCAGCCAGUGAUGAUGGGAGGAGUCGAUGGAUCUCCCAUCACCUUCCCCGAGGAGCAGGAGGAUCCCCGACAGCCGGGACAGGCUAACGCUGGGGGAGGCAUCUGGGGCUUUUUCAAGGGAGUAGCAGGUAACGCGGUAGUAAAGACAGUCCUGGACCGAACCAAGCACUCUGUGGAGUCCAUGAUCACCACUCUGGACCCGGGCAUGGCUCCGUACAUCAAGUCCGGCGGGGACAUCGACAUCGUGGUGACGUCGGAUAAGGAGCUGCAUGUGCAGGCGGUCAGAGACGCCUUUCAGGAGGUUUUCGGGAUGGCCCUGGUCACCGGAGAGCCCGGUCAGUCCAACAUCGCCCCGCAGCCUGUGGGAUACGCAGCCGGAGUCAAGGGGGCUCAGGAGCGCAUCGACAGCCUGCGUCGAGCCGGUGUGAUCCACGAGAAGCAGCCCGUCGUCUCUCUGGAAAACUUCAUCGCGGAGCUCUUCCCCGACAGGUGGUUUGACAUCGGCUGUUUGAUCCUGGAGGACCCGGGUCACAGCAUCCGCAUCGAGGUCUUCACUCAGACCACGCCUCUGGCUCUGGAUCACAUCCAGCAGGCCCAGUCCCUGACCCCCCCUGACUACAGCCUGCGCUGGUCCGGCCUGAUCGCGACGGUGGGCGAGGUCCUGGAGCGCAACCUGCCCAACAUCAACCGGACAGACUGGCAUCAGGCCAUGACGGGCAUGACCCAGCGCCAGAUGAUCCACAGCGCCGCCAAAGCUCUGGCCGGGAUCUACAAACAGCAGCUGCCCCCCCGGACUCUGUGAGCGCUCCCUCACACACAGGGGGGGAGGGGGGAGCAGGUGGACGCACUCGGGAAGCAAACCUGGCUGAUGGGACAGCAAGGCUCCUCGUACUUCCCCCAAAAGCCAAAUGCACACCUCCUUUAAAGAUGUCGACGCUCACAGAUGAUUCCAGAAUCAGCGGGAUGUCACCGAUCAGAUCUCAAAUACGGCCUUAACCACGACGUGACUAAUCAUCUCAUCCUCUCCGAAAUGUAAGGUACCACUUUCCAAUAACACUACCCCUAUAAAGGGUUUAAUUAGUGAUUCAUUUAUUAAUUAGGUUGUGAACACUUUAUAAAUCAUCAAUCAGCUUUUAUAAGACGAGAGAUAAACAGCCACUGAGACCGGUUGCUUGCCAAAUAGUGAGCCCACAUGUAUCUGUACUGCUAAGCCUUAUAUUGGCUACUUAGCUUACAGAUACUAAGGAACAUCAAGUUGGAUGAGGGGGGGAAUCAACUCAGAUAACAACAGAUACCCAGGAUGCUGGCUGAUGAAGAAGAGGAAGGAAGCUAGGUAGCCAAUAUAAGGCUUAGUCAUCUUGCCAAAUAGUGAGCCGGUGUUGAAGUAUGAAAACUAUGUUAGAACUGGUUUAUAAAUCCAUGUUUCUUGGCAUCUCUUGAGCUAAGUAGCCAAUAUAAGGCUUAGCAGUACAGAUACAUGUUGGCUCACUAUUUGGCAAGCAACCGGUCUCAGGUGCCCUGUUUAUCUCUCGUCUUAUAAAAGCUGAUUGAUAAAGAGUUCACAACUUCAUUAAAACCCUUUAUGAAUCCUUUAUAAGGGUAGUCUAAUUGUAAAGUGGUUCAAAAUAUAAUCACACAUCACUGUAGUCAACACAUAGAGAGGUGCAGGAAUGAGUCCUUAAACCGGGAAUGAGUUAGCAUAAUAUCUUUCUGCAGGUGAAAACUUUUUCUUUAUUUUCAGUUUUGAUUAUGGUUAUUGUAGAGAGGAUUCCAUGCACUGUCAAACUCGAUCUUACCUUAUUUAAAAAGCAUGCCAAACUUUGCGGCUCUGACCCAAUCAGAAGAUAACGUGGACCCCCUGAGGGCCUCCGCCAUUGGCCGUUGACCCUAGCUGGUAAAAAAUGUUCUUAUUUUGUGUGCAUAUUUUAGCUUUCGGAGGUCAUCUACGAUCCGUCCACCUUUCUUUUAAAUUGUAUUUUUUUCAAGCUGUACAUAAACCCUCUCUUAUUUUGAAAAUCCACCAUCGACCGUGGGGCCCAAAAGUUAAUUUCCCCUCACUAUUCUUACACGUAAUAACUUGUUGGUGGUAAUUUGAUGAAACUAAAAUAAGUAACAAAACAUUUAUUUCAGUAUUCAAAUCAGAUAAUGAAGCAUCACCCAAUUAGAGGCCUUCAUAUCUCCUGAUUCCCUAUUUUAAUGACAUUUAAAUCCCCUUAGGUAAUUUGCCACACAGUAAACCUCGGGGUCUUAGAGGGUGUUGAACUGAAACUGUUAUGAAGCUUUUCUUGCUUUCAAAAUGUGGAUCUUGACUGAAUAACCUCGUGUAAAAUAACUAGAAUUUGUGUAAACUAUGAUAAACAUGGGUGAGAAUCUAACCCUAACCCUGCCAUAGAGUGUAAGAAAUGGAUGUAGUUACCAUGAAGACUCCAGUUCGUUUGUGAAUUUCCUUUUUGAAGCCUCAAGUUUUCACUUUAAUUGCCUCUCUCCUGAUUGACGGGUCACCGCGGUAGCGACCUGUCAAUCACAAAGUAGUCCCGCCCACAGGCUGAGGUUAUGUCCACCUCGUACUGUCUCUUCUCACGUUGACAUUUCGUUCAGUAAAGGUGAAAUCUGCGUUCAUGUGGACCCUUAUAGAGUCAUUAACUGUAAACUUUAGAAAAAGAAGACCUUAAUUGGUGUUUGAAUGUUUUAAAUGUAGAAUUUAUCACUGAUUUAUGUUUUUUGCAUCUUAAAAUGAAAAAGGAUAUCUUUUAUUUUAUAUCAUUUAUUUAUCAUCUUGCAUUUUCACUGCUAAUUCUGACUUGUGCAAAAUUGCUCUUACAUUUAAUUGAAAGGGCAUUAAAGAAGUCUUCACUUGCCUUAUGUUAUGCAUCCCUUUUAAACUGAUCCAACCCUCAGUGUGCAGAGUGAUGAUGCAGGGUUUGUUUGUGAUCGCGUGAUCUGUGCAGAGCUAAGCACAACACCACCUUCUGCACGUCACUCUGAAGUCAAACAGGAUAAGUGCAUGCUGGGUAGAGAGGAAACUGGGACAUAGCUGGAGAGUGCAAUGGGCCAAAUAACAUUUUGAAUUGUGUUUAACCUGGGGGUUGCAUCUGGAAUUCAUUUAUUUUGCAGCAGUUGAAACGGCGUCACAAAUGGAAGUAGAGCAAACUCUGCUGGUGAAGUUUGAGGGGAGAGACGUUCCUCUGUGUGCUCUGUGUCCCCCUUAUUGUGCCUUUUUACAAAAAUAAAUCACUUUUUCACACUG